Molecule: messenger RNA, 3815 nt
Organism: Lemur catta (Ring-tailed lemur)
Lineage: Eukaryota; Metazoa; Chordata; Mammalia; Primates; Lemuridae
Gene: ACAD11
Product: acyl-CoA dehydrogenase family member 11
Exons: 20
Coding region: 120-2465 (781 amino acids)
Cellular component (GO): mitochondrion
Molecular function (GO): oxidoreductase activity, acting on the CH-CH group of donors; flavin adenine dinucleotide binding
Source: RefSeq, a predicted model, not a curated record
GUGCGUGAUUGGCUGGAGCCAGUCCUCGCCCGGCUAUAGGGUGGAGCUGCUGCAACCCUGAAGCGCUUUGACACUCGAGACCUGUGGGCUCUGCGUUUCUGUGGCUUGCGGCGGCAGUCAUGGAGGGAGGUGCUGCUGGCGAGGCUGAUGCGGCCGAAGUGCUACCCCAGCACAAGUUCGACUGCAAGUCCCUGGAGGCCUACCUAAACCAGCACUUGCCUGGCUUUGGGGCCGAACCCGGGGCCACGCUGACCGUUGCCCAGUACAGAUCAGGACAGUCCAAUCCAACCUUUUAUCUCCAAAAGGGCUUUCAAGCAUAUGUACUCAGGAAAAAACCACCAGGUUCACUUCUUCCUAAAGCACAUAAGAUUGACAGAGAAUUUAAAGUCCAGAAAGCCUUGUUUUCUGUUGGAUUCCCUGUUCCCAAGCCUAUGCUGUACUGCAGUGAUGCAUCUGUCAUUGGAACAGAAUUUUAUGUGAUGGAACAUGUGAAGGGUCGAAUCUUUCAUGAUUUCUCACUACCUGGAGUUAGCCCAGCAGAACGUUCAGCCAUAUGUGUGGCCAUGGUAGAAACUCUGGCUCAGUUACAUUCCUUGAAUAUACGGUCAUUGCAGCUGGAAGAAUUUGGUGUAGGUACUGGGUACUGCAAAAGACAGGUAUCAACCUGGACAAAGCAAUAUCAAGCUGCAGCUCAUCGGCACAUCCCUGCCAUGGAACAGCUAUCUGAGUGGCUAAUGAAAAACUUGCCAGAUAACGACAAUGAAGAGAAUUUGAUUCAUGGAGAUUUCAAACUAGAUAACAUAGUUUUCCACCCUAAAGAGACUCGAGUUAUAGCCGUACUGGAUUGGGAGCUUUCAACUAUUGGUCAUCCUUUGUCAGACCUAGCUCAUCUUGCCAUAUUCUACUUUCAGCCAAGGACAAUUCCAAUGUUAAAUAAAUGUUUCUAUAUUCAAGAAAGCACAGGGAUACCAUCGGUGGAAGAACUGAUUUCAAUAUAUUGCCGCUGUAGAGGAAUUAAUUCUGUUCUUCCUAACUGGAAUUUCUUUCUUGCCCUUUCACAUUUUAAAUUGGCUGGAAUAGCACAGGGAGUAUAUAAUAGAUAUCUUCUGGGAAAUAAUUCAUCCGAGAAUAGCUUUCUAUUUGCCAAUAUGGUGCAACCUCUGGCAGAAACUGGAUUACAACUCUCAAAAAGAACUUUCAAUACUGCAUUACCGCAGAUUGAUACUACCAGACAAUUGUUUGUACAGACAAGGAAAGGCCAGGAAGUUCUUGCUAAGGUGAAGCAGUUCAUGAAACAACACAUCCUUCCAGCUGAAAAGGAGGUAAUUGAGUUCUAUGUUCAAAAUAAAAAUUCAGUGGACAAGUGGAGAAAACCUUCAGUGAUUGAUAAACUCAAGGAAAUGGCCAAAGCAGAGGGCCUCUGGAACUUGUUUUUGCCAGCGGGAAACGGUAUCAGCCAGGUGGACUAUGCCUUGAUUGCUGAAGAAACAGGAAGAUGCUUUUUUGCUCCAGAUGUCUUUAACUGCCAAGCACCAGACACAGGGAACAUGGAGGUACUGCACCUCUAUGGAAAUGAGGAACAGAAGCAGCAGUGGCUUCAGCCUCUUCUUCAAGGGGACAUUGCCUCCUGCUUCUGUAUGACAGAACCUGAUGUAGCUUCAAGUGAUGCCACAAAUAUUGAAUGCAGCAUCCAACGAGAUGGCAAUAGUUAUGUAAUUAAUGGCAAGAAAUGGUGGAGCAGUGGAGCUGGGAACCCCAAGUGCAAAAUUGCAAUUGUUUUGGGAAGAACUAAAAACCCUUCUGUCUCCAGACACAAACAACACAGCAUGGUUCUUGUUCCUAUCAACACACCUGGAGUAGAAAUAAUAAGGCCUUUGUCAGUUUUUGGCUAUGUGGAUAAUUUUCAUGGAGGACAUUUUGAGAUCCAUUUUAAUCAAGUACGAGUUCCUGCCAGCAAUUUAAUACUAGGUGAAGGUAGGGGAUUUGAAAUUUCCCAAGGCCGCCUUGGACCCGGCAGAAUCCACCACUGUAUGAGAACGGUCGGUUUGGCAGAACACGCUUUGCAGAUCAUGUGUGAACGGGCUUCACAAAGGGUAGCCUUUGGGAAGAAACUGUAUGCACAUGAGGUUGUGGCUCACUGGAUUGCUGAAAGCCGCAUUGCCAUUGAGGAGAUCCGCUUGUUGACCCUGAAAGCCGCCCACAGCAUAGACACUCUGGGCAGUGCUGGAGCUAAGAAGGAGAUUGCAAUGAUCAAAGUGGCUGCCCCACGGGCCGUCUGCAAAAUUAUAGAUCGGGCCAUCCAGGUGUGUGGAGGUGCUGGCGUUUCCCAGGAUUAUCCUCUGGCUAACAUGUACGCCGUCACUAGGGCUUUGCGCUUAGCAGAUGGGCCUGAUGAAGUCCACCUCUCAGCCAUCGCAAGGAUGGAACUGCGGGACCAAGCCAGAGGGCUGACAGCCAAGAUGUGAGGAGAGUGACACCGCCAUGCCAGGCCAAAACUCUCCUUUGUGCAAACUUACUUGACUCCAACAUUUGACUCUCAUAUUUUUGCAGCAGUUUGAGCACAGGGUUAAUUACUUGUGGUAAAGAUUUUAGCAUCUAUUUUGAUCAGUGGGUUUUAUUUCAAGGAUUGUACAGGUUUAAGUUAAACAAGAAAUUCUAUCACUGUUGUCAUUCAGUCUAGUGCCCAAGUGGUUUAGUAUUUACUUUUUAAAUAUAACAUGUAAAGAGAUCAUGAAGUAAACUGAAGAGCAAAAUCAUAGGCAUAAAAAUAUUUUCACUUUCUGAUUUUCAGGAAUUUUCCAUGUAAGUAAAUAGUUCUGGGAAUAUUUCAUCAUUUACUUUGAAAACAAUAGAAUGAGACCCCUUUUUAAUACUUUCUUUUUAAGGGUUAGUUUAAUACUUUGUACUAAUGUUUAUACUGGAGAGAAGUAUGACUGAUGGGAUUGUUUUAGAAUUCAUAUAAUUGUACACAUCUUCAUAAUUCAACAGGAAGCACUUAUGCAUAAAAUCUGAAUGCAGUUUAAAGUUUACUAGAAAACAUGCUAUCCUAUCAGAAAAUGUUAUUAAGAACCAUUUCAACUGUUUAUAAAAUGUUUAUGAGAACAGUGGACAGUUUGAGCUACAAGAAAGUUCUUUCAUUUUGAGAAGAGAUUAAAGACAGUCUGCUGUGAAUGCCGUUAUGUUCAUACAACACCCAGUGCAAACAUGCUUGUGGCUGUUUCCCUCAGCUCUGUCCCAUGUAGUAUAGCCAUUGACCACAUGUGACUCUUGAGCACUUGGAGUGUGGCUAGUACAACUGAAGAACUGAAUUUUCAGUUUUUAAAAAUUUUAAUUUAAAUAUCAAUUCUCAACUGAGUUAUUGGAAAACGUUUUAAGUAUGCUUGGAAUAAUUUGAGUAUGUGAAUCUACUUUUUCAACUAUAAAUUUUAUGAAAUCUAAAUACAGAGCAAGUACUUGGAAAAUUUAGCAUCCAACAAAAAAAUAAAGUAUAAAAUACGUUGGUAUUUGGCAAUUCUUUGGAAUUUGUUGAGGUUUGAUUUAUGGUAUAAUACAGGGUUAAUUUUUAUAAAUGUUUCAUACAUGUCUAAAAAAUAUGCAUUUUGCAGUUUUUCAGUAUAGAAUUCUAUAUAUGUCCAUUAAAUCGAGCUUAUUAAUUGUGUUAUUCAAAUCUUUUAUAUCUUUAAUAAUUUUUUGCAUGUCUGUCUAGUCUCACAAUCAGGGAUGCAUUAAAAGUUUUUACUAUGAAAGAAAUAAAUGUUGAUUGUUGAUUUAAAAAAAUAAAAUAAAAUACAUUGGUAUUUGGUACCAAAAUUUGA